AUGUUCAUACAUGCCAUUAGAGUUGCCCAAACCUAAAAUAAUUUAGGCAGAUGGAGAGCAAGUCGCCCAACUGGUAUGUCUGCUCCUCAAAGAAGUUAAACUUCAAGAAAUAUUCAACCAAGAACAGGUAGCAGAUAGAUGAGUCGAAGAAUACAAAGAAGAUAGACUUAGGAAAUCGCCAAUCCAAGGCAAUUUUAUUUCAGAAGCAAUAAUUAGGUUAAUCCUUUCACCUUCAACGAGCAAUACAUUAAUCAUAUCUUGAAUAGAUCAAUGCAGAGUGAUACUGACACCAAUUUGAGACUGAACAGAUUAAGACAGCAAGCAAUCUUUGGAUUAAAUGCUGGCAUUGAAAAUGACUAGGAUGAUCUUGGGGACCCUAGAUUACAAUCUAAUUGGACUUCAUUACUAAUUUAUGCCUAGAAAAGGCAAACUUAAUACCGAUAGAUUAAAAGAGAUUUGGUUAUUAAUAUAGUGUUAUUCUUCGCAUUUCUGAUAAUCCUACUUUUUUCAAUAAAGCUCGACACUCAGCUCUGCGGCAAAUAACAUUAAAUAUGGAUAGGAUUAUAUACAUUAUUCUACUUUACUAAAGUGGUUAUCACUACUUACCAAAUGUUCUUGGCUCAUAGAAAUAAAUAAAAAUUAAUACGUUAAACUUCGAUAAUUAAAUCAUUGGUAUUUAAUCCUAUUUAAAUUGCUUGGCUGGUGUAUGGAAAUAUUUUAUUUUACACCUACAAUAUUGAGAAGGAGUGUGGGCCUAAUCAAUCAGAUAUGACAAGGCUUUCCACAUUCUUGCUAAUCAUCAUGAUUGUAGGAUACAUAUAGUUGGUAUACUUCCUGCUGACAUUUCUUUUCCUGCUAUAUGUUUAUUUCAAAAGAAGAGAAUAGAUAAAUAUUGCUUAGGAAUAAGAAGCCAGAGAGAUUGAGAUCAUUGAGAACGCAGAAUAAAUUUAAUUUCCUUUCAACUAAGACUAAAAUUAGUACCAUCUUAGGCUGCUAGUUACUAAUUUAGAUCCUUAUCUUGAUAAAUUAGAGCUCUAUAAAUUCUAAUUAGAUCUGACAGACCCCUAGCAGCUUGAUGAAUGUGCUAUUUGCCUCAAUAAAUUUGUUUAAAAUGAAGAUCUAAUAAUUUUGAAAUGCGAUAAACGGCAUUACUUUCAUAAAGAUUGUGCUAGAGAAUGGAUUAAAAUCAAGGCUAAUUGCCCAUUAUGCAGGCAAGAGUUUAAGAAUGAGAUCAUUCACUUCCGAAGUAAUAGUAUAUAAUUAAACAAUUUGCCUACAGUGACUAAUAUUGAAUACCAAUCAAAUGACAAUAUAUUAAAUAAUAGACCACAGAUUAUCGAAUCGAACUUAAGGAGUACAGUAAUGCCCGCUGCUCCUCCUUAACCUUCAAGAUCUAGACUACUUUAGGUUAUCAAUAUGUUUAAUGAAAUUGAUAGCAACAACUCUAUGAUUAUUCCAAUGAACAGUCAGGAUGAAUCUGAUUAGAUUUAAAAUUUAGGAGGAAGGAACCGACGAAGAGCAAGAACUGGACGUAGAAAUCAAUCUAAUAUUCACAUAAUUGAGCCAAAUGCUACUAGUAUCAUCCAUGUUAUAAAUACCAUUGCUUAUCACAACCCAUAAAAUAUAGAUACAUAGAUACAAGGCAAUAUCUAAGAAGAGUAGAUUAUUAAUGCUCUGGCUAGAAGCUAGACUAGAGUAUUGAAUAAUAAUUAAAGGAACUUCGACGCAAAUGAUCCUGAAAUAGACAUGAGAAAUUUUAGAACUCAUUUAAAUGAAUUUCGACGUACUUAGAGAUAAGGUAGAAGACAUAUUCGCAGAUUUAAUAGUUAGGACUUUGAUGCUAACACUCUAGAAUAGCUUGACCUUCAAAACUAAAACUAAUGA
This is a messenger RNA of Stylonychia lemnae, 1884 nucleotides long. NCBI's taxonomy places the organism in Eukaryota, Ciliophora, Spirotrichea, Sporadotrichida, Oxytrichidae. The record is from the annotation of a GenBank genome assembly.